ACGGCGUUAUUCAAAUGGAACUUUGUAAUCUAGCAGAACUUUUCAUUCUGUGUUUUGUUUUGUAAAAAAUCGGUGGUGCGGAACAUUUGUAGCAAUUUAAUUUGUUUACACAACGAAGUAGAAUUAAACGAAACGUUUUUUGUUAGCUUAAGCAAUGGGCAAUCAACAGACCAAAAAAGGUGGAGGUGAUAAUCUAUUUACCGGCGAAGAAUUGAAAAUAUUGGAAACAUCCUUUCGCCUGGCCAAUGGAGGAAAUACGGAAAAAAUUACCGAAAAUAAAUUGGUGGAAUCAUGGUCAUCAAUCAUUGAUAAAAAUCUAGCUCAGUUCACAGCAAAUUUUCUCUUUACCCAAACGCCGCAGUCGACGCCACAAAAGACCCUCACACAUCAUCAUUCACAGCAUAUUGGUACCAUAACAUUUCGCAAAUAUGCAGAACCCUACUACAUUGUUGAACGGGGUACAAUUGAUGAACAGAUACAUUUUAUUCAGACCUCGUUGAAUAAUAGAUCUACAGAGGAUGUUGAUUUGAAACAACUUGAAAUGUACAUUACCGCAUUACUACUCAGCUAUUUGCACAUGUUGAAAUCCCAAAAUACCCCUGCAUUUGAGUCAUGGCACAAAUUCGGCUAUCACUGUAAUGAUCGUUCGGCUCAGUGUUUUGCCAAGGGCUUGGUAAGGCAUCUAUGCAAAAAGGAUUCGGAUUCCACAGCCUCCACAAGUGAUUUGGAAAAGUGGCUGCAGGUCAAUCCCACGUUUCUGAUUAUAUGGCGUUGUGUUUUCUCAUAUCUAUAUGGUUAUGCGGGCAAUGGGAAAAUCAGUAAAUUGGGUAAUCCACCCAGCAGUCAAAUUCUGCCAAUGCAGGAAGGUUUACCCUUUGGCACCAACUAUUCCCCCAUGCUGGAUAUACCCCAUGUUAUAUUUGUAAAUAGCAAUGUGCCUGUGGAUCUGCAACACAAGUGGCGUUUUUUGUUCUCCUCAAAAAUUAUGGGUGAAAGUUUUUCCACAAUGUUGGGAAAAUUGCUGAAAAAGGGACCAACCCUAUUGGUAGUUGAAGACGAGGAUCAUUAUAUUUUUGCGGGUUAUGCACCGCAUUCAUGGGCAAUGGGUCCAAAUUUUAUAGGUGAUGAUAGCGCCAUGCUUUUUACUUUAAGUCCUGCCAUGCGUUGUUUUAAUACCACCGGUUACAACGAUCAUUAUCAGUAUUUGAAUUUGGGCCAGCAGACAAUGCCCAAUGGUUUGGGUAUGGGUGGCCAAUUCGGCUACUGGGGCCUUUGGCUAGACUGUGAAUACGGUAUCGGACAGAGUUGUGAAAGCUGUACCACAUUCAAAGAUUACAAUCAGCUGAGUAAGCGUAAAGAUUUUCGUAUUAGAAAUUUGGAAGUUUGGGGUAUUGGUGAUGAGCCCAAGCAAGGCGAUGACAGUGAUGAGGAGGGAGAUGGCACCAAUAAACGCUCAAUUUUGGAUAAAAAUCUAGAAGAUCGUGUUAUGUUGGAGUUGUCGGGUCGCAAUAUGCAUUCGGAUGGAUUAAGAGAACCCGAAUUGGAUUUAUAAUUUUAUGUAAACUCGCAAAUUGUUCCUGUUUUGUUAUUAUUUUUUUAUUUGUUUCAUAUCCCAUUUUAUUUUGCAAAAAAGUAGUAUAUUUUUUAAACAAAGACAAUAACGCCUAGUUGCGUGUAUUUGCUAUUUGAUGAGAUAGUUUUUAUUCCUCAAUAUAUUAUUAAUCUUUAAAAGAUUUUCUAGCCUUAUAGAGUCAUUCCCUUAGAUAUAUCUACAUAUACAUACAUACAUAUAUAUAAAUUAUAAACAAAAUUGGAAUUCCAAAUUAUAUCAUUACGAACACAAGCUAAAAGCAAUUUUUGUACAAUUUGAAACAACAACAAAAAACAGGGAAACUAAAAUGUUUUUUUGGAUACACGACUGAAAUGAAAAAUGCAUGUAUAUUUAGAUUUUUAGUUACUCUCAAACUGUGGGUUAUUCCAUAGAAUAGCCUACUAUGAUGAUAAUGAAGAACGAUAUGUUGUAUUCAAUUUUGUCAUAAAAAAUUAAUUUCAUUUAGAUUGACCAAUAUUUCUACUCGUUCCUUGCUGCGUUCUUUAGUUCACUACGGUCCACAAUGAGUCUAUAUACGAUUAAUGGAACUAAUAUAUCUAUAUUAUACCUAUAGUUAUUUUCAAUAAAGAUAAAUACUCUUAAAUAUUUAAA
Molecule: messenger RNA, 2203 nt
Organism: Musca domestica (house fly)
Lineage: Eukaryota; Metazoa; Arthropoda; Insecta; Diptera; Muscidae
Product: MTOR-associated protein MEAK7
Exons: 7
Coding region: 155-1552 (465 amino acids)
Source: RefSeq, a predicted model, not a curated record